CCCGUCCCACGUGCACGACACACAGCAGCUCGGCAACAUGGCGGCGUGCAGCGUGGAAGCGCUGCUAGCGAAAGCGGAGCGAGACGAGGCCGAGAAACUGAAGAGCAUCUCGGUCCACAAGGAGCUGGACCUGGAGUUCGACAUCGGCAACCUGCUGGCGAUCGACAAGAACCGCAUCGAGUCCCGCGACUUCCGCGAGCAGAAGAAGGAGGACUUCCUGCGGUCGCUGGCGCGCGACAACACGCAGCUGCUCGUCAACGAGAUCUGGAAGCAGCCGUCGGAGAGAGUCGACGAGGCGAUAGUGACCAAGCUGCCGGAGCCGGUGACCGCGCUGCCCCGCGAGAAGCCGCCGCCGAAGCCCAGGGCGCCCACCAAAUGGGAAGAGUUCGCCAAGCUGAAGGGCAUCCAGAAGCGGAAGAAGACCAACUUGGUGUGGGAUGAAACCGCGAAGGACUGGCGGCGGCGCUGGGGCUACCAGCGGGCCAAGGACGACACCAAGGAGUGGCUCAUCGAGGUGCCGGUGACCGCCGACCCCAACGAGGACCAGUUCGCCAAGCGCACCGCGGCCAAGAAGGAGCGCGUGGCCAAAAACGAGUUCAAGCGGCUGAAGAACAUCGCCCGGGCGCAGAAGGUGAAGCUGCCCGGCGUGGGGCUCCUCCCGCGGGCCCAGCAGCCCAAAGAGGACCUGGCCGUGGCCGUGAGCGUGGCCAGAACCUCCACGGCGUCCAUGGGGCGGUUCCAGGACCGCCUGCCCAGGGAAAAGCCCCCGAGGAACACGGGCAAGAAGAGGAAGUUCGAGCCCAACAUCGGGGACUUCUCCGGCGAGAAGAAGAAGCAGCUGGAGAUGCUGCGGCUGAUGGGCAGCAAGGCGCCCAAGCUGGACAUCAACAGGGCCGUCGCCAAGCAGAUCCGAGAGGAGAACCGGGAGGAGGCCGUGGCCAAAUACAAGAAGGGGGGCAAGAAGGGACGCCAGGGCAGCAUGUCGGGGAAGGGUGGGAAGGGGAAAGGAGGCCAGGGGGGUAAGGGGAAAGGAGGCCAGGGGGGUAAAGGAAAAGGAGGCAAAGCAGGAGUAGGAGGAGGGGGGAAGAGGAGAGGCAAACCUGGGAAGCAAUGAGGACUCUGUGUCCCGCUCCAACAGUCGGACUGGACAUAAAAGAUGCAACAUGCAAAGAUGACAUUUUGAUUCAUGUCUGUGAAUGAGGGGUUGUGGCUGACUGUCAUCUGUGAGCCUCCGUCCCAGCGUUCACGGAGGUCGGCCUGUUUUGAUAUGUGUGAUUAUCAUUUUGAAAAUUAAAAUCAGUAUAUUCUGUU
Molecule: messenger RNA, 1311 nt
Organism: Gasterosteus aculeatus aculeatus (three-spined stickleback)
Lineage: Eukaryota; Metazoa; Chordata; Actinopteri; Perciformes; Gasterosteidae
Gene: rrs1
Product: ribosome biogenesis regulator 1 homolog
Biological process (GO): endonucleolytic cleavage in ITS1 to separate SSU-rRNA from 5.8S rRNA and LSU-rRNA from tricistronic rRNA transcript (SSU-rRNA, 5.8S rRNA, LSU-rRNA); ribosomal large subunit biogenesis; ribosome biogenesis
Cellular component (GO): nucleus; preribosome, large subunit precursor; nucleolus
Molecular function (GO): protein binding
Source: RefSeq, a predicted model, not a curated record